Molecule: messenger RNA, 4280 nt
Organism: Spirometra erinaceieuropaei
Lineage: Eukaryota; Metazoa; Platyhelminthes; Cestoda; Diphyllobothriidea; Diphyllobothriidae
Source: the annotation of a GenBank genome assembly
AUGGACGACGAGCGACUACCCAAACGACUCUUCUACGGAGACGUCGCGACGGGCUCUCGUCGUCAAGGAGGCCAGAUUCGCCGUUACAAGGAUACCCUGAAGUCCUCCCUGAAGCGCCUGCAAAUCAACCCCACCAACUGGGAGGAGCUCGCACUCGAUCGACCGACCUGGAGGAGGACAGUGAAGACAGGCGCUGCGAUCUACGAAGCCAACCGCAUCGCUGCCGCCAAAGCGAAACGUGAAGCCCGCAAAUCACAACUUCGCCCAGUAAGCAACGCCGCCGCACAACCGCCUCCAACGUGUCCAUGACUUCACAUAUUGAGCAAGACUUCCCCUCGCCCCACUAGCGAUCCACGCCGCAGCAACGCGGUCGCCUGGUUAACGCGGCCCCACGACCUGACUAGUGGACAAGCACUUGGUGAGAGGGCCGCGGUUCGCGCAUGUGUACUCCCAGUGCCCGACACCGCGCCAGACGGACCUGCACUCAGGCCGAAAUUCUGCACACGUGCGAUGAUGGCGGAGCGGCUAGAGCCUACGGGAGGACUUGAUUGUGAUUGACCCUUCCCCAGGUCACACGAGAGUUCGUUUCCGGUCAUUUGGGCAGGAGGUCUGUCGUUGGUAAUUGAGUUCGAAGCGCUACUGUCAUUACUUUGAAAACAGUCGCCGUCCUCAAUAUACCGGGAGACCAGUUGAUUGUCAACUGUUGCAGUAGCAAGUGGUUCGUACGCGUGACGGUUUUGGGGUGCGUGAUAGUCUGUAGUUUCGGCAGUACAGUACCAUUCCGCAAUUUAUCCACGUCAGAAUUACAUUACCGAAAAAAGCAAGAAAGACUGAAGUGGACGCUUCUGGCUUAUUAGCCACCAUUCUUGUCCUUUUAUGUAAUGAUAUUCUGACUAUCUUACACAUCGCUGAGCGGCUGCUGGCGGGGCUCGAUAGAGCGAGUUCCGUAACACGAUCUGUGGGCGCCCCGCUAUCAAUGCUCAUGUCCUUCGUAGUUGCUUCAAGAAGGUCUUGGAAGGUCACCUUGGUCCCGUGAUCCUCAAACACGUUAUUUCUUCCCUUGGGGUUAGCCAAAACCAUGGCCAUCUUCCGAGAAUACACUCUGAUUGCUGCAUGCCGAUGACAACGUGUACUUAACUUGUCGCUUUUUAAAUUCCUCAGAAAUUAUCUACGAACUUUGAGUGUAUCAGUUUAUUCAAGGGCUACAAGUUCAGACCGAUAAUUUUCUGCAUGAAUAUUUGGGCCGAAGCCCAUCAGUCACAGCGGAUAACCGCGUAAUAUUAAUUAACUGCCGACAGGCAGCUAGUAGUAUACAUUAGGGCAAGGUGAUACCAUAUUAAAAGCACAGGUACUAGCCAAAAACCCACUGACACACUGACGAGCCGAACCUCUCGUAACUGUGCCAUGCAGCGGCAGAAUAUCGGCGAAACGCGCGUGUAUGGGCUUUUGGUUAGUACCUGUGCUGUUAGGAUGGUAUCAACUUACCCUAAAGUAUACUUAAAUUCUGUUCGCGGAGUGUCGCUUUGAAAAAAAAUCGCGUACAGCACUUGGAACACAUGUUGGAUUACACUUUAGUGAGUACUGCAGGGUGACAAUAUCGUAUUUUAUAGUUUAGGGAAGCGCCUUACGCAGUAUUUUAACUGGAACAGAAACUGCCUAGACACUUUUUAAUAUUAGCAGUGUUUUGUGUGGAGAUAUUGCCACUAUGAUUGGAAUCAUUUUCAUACAAGGUGUCCCAGCGUCUGGGAGCCAGGAGUGCGCUUGAGCUAUGCUCACAGUCGAGUCCGCCGCGAAGCUCAAAACGCGGUUCUGCUGGGAAAUGGUGGCGCGUGCAGUAUAGUAAAUGCGGUAAAAGGGGCAUUACGGAUGGGACUGCGGGAAAACAAUUAAGGAUGUGCGAAAACUAUAGAAAAACGUAGUAAAUACGCUUGUUUUUAGUGAACACUAAAAUCUCGGCGUAAGCAGCGCGCAAUACAAAACAUCAUUGCAGGGACCACUUGAACCAAUAUCUACGUAGGAUAAGGGUAAUUGGCCCGUCAAGGUCAUCGAAACUGAACCGCCCAAUGGUAUUACCGACAGAAACAAGGGGGAGACUGGAUUGGCCAUUUCUGACUUAUUGGCCAUCCUCAACCAGUCAUACCCAACCCCGGAGUGUGGAACACCUGCGGGACGAUCUCGCGACCUGUUAGAUCCAAAGAAACGAUCAGCAAGUGCUCCCCUACCACUGUAUAUUUCCGAUCACAACUGGCAAGACAACAAGCCUGUGGCUCAGUAGUUAGGGGCGUUGGACUUGUAACUAACAGGUCGCGAGUUCGCGCCUCGGGUGUUCCACACUUCGGAGUUGGGUAUGACUGGCUGUCGACGGCCAAUAAGCCAGAAAUGGCCAUUCCAGUCUCCAUUGUCUCCUGAGGACCUGGUUUGUGCACUUGCGUCACGUCCUGGGUCGGAAACUUCCAUGAUGAACGGUAUAUCCGCACGCCUGCUGUUGUCUGACCGACGUCAGUGGAUGCGUUCCCGGUGGCGUUGAUCAUGAGUCACGGCUUGGCCCGUCAUUUGAUUGGCUGGUUGCGGGACUGAAUAUGCACCUGCUCAUGCUGUGACGUGUUUCUCUGGCUUGAAGGGCCGAUGAGCGCUUGACGUUUAAUAAUCCCUGACCGGAGUGCGCAGUUGCAUUUGCUUGUGCUAGAAACCACAUGUGCAACGCCGAAACACCCGCUCAUCAACCCCAGGAGGUUACUUCAUGCGGCCACGAAAUAGGAGUUUGGGAUACUAGUUAGUACCUACGUUUGAGGUGUAUUCUCCAUUUAGUUGUGCAAUUCUUGUGUGCGAAGUGUUCUGGUAGUUCGUCCGUCUUUAUAAAUGGCAGUCAUCCCCACCAGAUGGUUUUCGUUUCGGGGUUAAUCACCAGGAUUUGCGCGGAUCCAGAGGUGACCCAUAAUUAUUACUCUUCUUAGAAUUACGUCAUUUCCGUGUGCACCAUCUUGCGGAGUGCAUAUCAAUUGUACGACCUGCCUUUCUUUAGGAUGCUGGUCGGACUAAAGUCAUUGUCCGUGGCAAAACUGCGUACAUACAGAAGACCACUAUUUCACGACAUCUCAAAUUCUACGCUCUGCACGAAGAGCUCUUCGCAUGUGUCCGUGGAUCGUGUUUCCGGCUGUCUUUCCUAAGGGCUUUGGGAUGUGAACAUACCAAGCGAUACGGUAAGUUACCGAUGCAAAUGUGUUCAUAGUAGCCUGUCGUCAUUUUUAAUUACGGUCUCUCAUCCCCAGCGGUGUUUUGCACGGCAGCGCUUGCAGCAUCAAUCUUUAUCAUUUCAUGGAAGAGGAGGUUUCGAAGGCCAGACGAGCCACAGGAUACAUUACAAUCUGGCAUACCUGUAUGGAAGGCGAUUACGUCUGUUCUCGGCGGGCAUUCGUGAUAACGACACGCUGUCGUCAUUUUCGUUCUGACAGGGACGUACUAAAGGAGUGGGUUUGACGUCAUUGAAACCGUUCAUCAGAGUUCUCCUAUUAGGCCAUCUCUCACGGGUUUUCUAGCUUUCCAAUAGCUCUUUGCUUAUUCGCAGACUUGUAUCUGGCAAAGCGUUUUGUGACAUGCUGAUAUUCGAACCGCGACUUUGGCUACGCGGAAUAUUCGUACUACUAAUUUCACCUUCAUUAGACAUAGAAGUGGCUUUUGAAAGGGGAAUAAAUGACUGCUUAGUACCCGUUUGCGUGCCCUCUUGGGUACAUUCUUCUCCUUGUCUUUCCAAGCAUCCGGUUUUUCUUCUCUCAUUAGCUCCAGCCAUCAAACUUCUAUUGGCUACUGCGUGCAUGUGUGGAAUCCUCACGAGUAUCGCUGGUUUGCUGAUCUGUUUUCUCAAAAGUGGCCAAAUGAAUCGCCGGGUUUUGAAAAAACUGCGCCGCCGGGCUUCUGGUGGGGCUUCCUCCGACGACGCCGCCACCGCUGCCUCGGCGACCAUCAGGAAGGAAGACGGUUUCGCCGGCGACCGCACGCGUCCAAAACAGGUCUUUCCAACGGGCCUUCGUCUGCCGCUGCUGCGGCCACUCCACCAGUCGUCAUUGCACGAGCGCAUCGACCGGCUCACGGAUCUGCGCUUUUUCGCCGCCAGACGCGUGCAGAUCGGCAACCAGCUCUACAUCGGUUGUCACUCUCGCGUCUACAGCGGCUCCAUCUCCAUGGUCCGCUUUGUCGAUGAUGCUUCUGCCCCCGAUAAUCGUGUGGUGCUGAAGACGCUGCCAGGUAAGGCUGCUGCAAUGUGUCCUUCGAUUUCAGUUUAA